AUGCCCCUGGCUGCGACCCGACCGACCGGCCCGGAAAAACCCGCCAAAAGGCGGAAUGUCAUCUCGCGUGGCCGCACAGGCUGUUUGACUUGUCGGCGGCGGCGCUUGCGCUGUGAUGAAGCGAAGCCCAGUUGCAAUAAUUGCAAACGCACGAACCUUGAAUGUGAAGGCUAUGCCCAGCGAAUUGCCUUUCGAGAUCAGACCAGCCUCGUCGUUCAACGAGCCCAAAGCAAAUCUUCGAAGAAAGCGCGGCAGAGUGACACCAAGGGCAAGAGUGAUGGAGCUUCCCAUGGGACCCGGGCUCCCACGGACGGGGUUAAUGUAGACCGUCGCGGGUCGGGCACUCCAGCGUCGUCACAUAGUGCCGAUGGGGUCUUGAACAUCAUAGCGUGGAACAGUGUCGACUCCUAUGCGACAGUGCCCCGAGAGUCUCGGUCGCAAGAUGUGCCAUCUGAUUCUGAGGAGAGUUACGCUCAUCAAGAUGAUGCAACUGCACGCUCCUCUUCGUCCUCGUCACCAGAAUACAUUCCGUCACCGGAGAGUGGAGUGUCGAAUGCAUCGAUGAGCCUCAUGGGCGCCUUCGAGUUUCCAGAGGAUUAUACAUAUUAUGAGUAUUCCAUCAGUCGGAGCUUUGCGAGUCUUAAUCGGGUUUUCCAGGCGUCAGACAUCUUAAAGUCAGAGCCCAUGUCGUCACAUGUGUACGACGCCGCCAUGGCGUUGGCCGCACUCAACCUCUCAACCAUGGAGGUCUACCCUCGAGGAUCGAUGCAUCUCCGUCGCCACGCUUUCCACCACAGUCUUAAAGCGGUUCAGGGGAUACGUGUCGAUCUCGCGUCUCCGCGGACGGCCACGGGGUUGGUUCGCUCGACCGAUGUUGACACGUCAUUCUCGCUCUUUGCAACCAUCAUGCUACUCUCCAAUUUUGAGCUGCAGCGGGGUUGUCUGUUGUCCUGGCGGUCGCACAUGCGGGGCGCUGCAUCAUGUCUGGCUGGCUGGUACAAAGACAUCGCGAAGAAAACCGCGGGGAUGCUCAUGAUCAAGUCUUUUGCACGGAUGGCACUCCUACUGCGGCUGUAUAACCAAGAUUAUUCCGUCACCACGUCCGAUAUCAUGCCGUCCAAGCUGGCUGAUUGGUUAAAUAUGCUCCUCAGACGCUCGACUCAGAUGCAAGACCGGCUCUUGCUCCUCGUCGAGGAGGUGACGCUCCUAGAGAUCCAGAAACGCCAAGAGCCCGCCCUGGACGAGAAAUGGACCCUCCAAAGUGCCGUCCUGCUUGCCAACCUAGAUGCAUGGUGGAAGGAUUUGUCCGCAUCGGAGCGCCCCGAGGAUGACCUUUCCAGCGGCGCAUAUUUGACCAUCUCAUCGCUGGACCCGUCCACCGGUACGCCAAGCCUCCUGCGGGUUCCAUCCCUCUCUUUUCCGCACUCAUCUGAUCCCUGCGCGGCUGCGGUCAACUACGCCGCAUAUCUCUGUACCGGAAUGCGGGCACGCACCCGCUACGUGCCUGGCCUGGGGCGGCUCUUGCCUCCGGACGCCGAGGAAGUAGCCCUGACCAUCUGCCGAAUCGCGGCGGGGAUCUCACCGGUCCUAUUCGGUCAAGCCUUCACAUACAGCUAUGGCAUGCUACCGUCAGUGGUCGGGGCGUACCGCUGGUCGAGCAAUACGGGCCUACGCGAAUGGGUCAAGGACUGGCUGCGCCGGUACCAGGGCUCAAGGGAGGGGAUCUGGAACGUGAGCCAAACACUGCGCAUCCUCGCCGCCAUGGAGCAGGCCGAGCAGGCCGAGAGCCCAUCCAUAACGUGGCAGCUAGUCACGGCACGGGUCGUUGACGAGGAGCAAGAUCCCUCACCAGACCUGGAGGAGACGGACAGCAGUAGAAAGCGAUUCAAACUCAUGAUCCGCAAGAAAACCCAAGAGGGGGCGGACUGUACCAACAUCAUUACGAUCGAGUAA
This is a messenger RNA of Penicilliopsis zonata CBS 506.65, 1953 nucleotides long. RefSeq lists its product as hypothetical. Bases 1 to 1953 code for a protein of 650 amino acids. Lineage: Eukaryota; Fungi; Ascomycota; Eurotiomycetes; Eurotiales; Aspergillaceae. Gene Ontology annotation, molecular function: DNA-binding transcription factor activity, RNA polymerase II-specific; zinc ion binding; transcription cis-regulatory region binding. Gene Ontology annotation, cellular component: nucleus. The record is from RefSeq and is a predicted model, not a curated record. The transcript has 2 exons. Gene Ontology annotation, biological process: positive regulation of transcription by RNA polymerase II.